AGUUUCCUCUCUAUCUCCAUUCUCUUAUAUCAUAACCACAGACAUAACACAUGAGAAUAAAUUGUGUCAAGUUUCUUACCGCUGUCAUUUGACGAACUUUCAUUAUCCAGUGUAUCGAAUUUGUUUUUAGGUGAUAUUUAUACUGUUUAAUUAAUUUACAGUUAAAGGUAUGGCGGAUACGACAGUGGACGCUACACGUCGUUUAAAUGUUAAAAAACAGACUCUGGAUGACGCUUAUGCAGCACCUGCAAAUUUUCUCGAAAUUGAUGUGAUUAAUCCAAUCACACACGGCGUCGGCAAAAAACGAUACACUGAUUAUGAAGUUCGUAUGAGGACAAAUCUUCCAGUUUUUAAAGUAAAAGAUUCCACAGUAAGAAGAAGAUAUAGUGAUUUUGAAUGGUUAAGAACUGAAUUAGAAAGAGAUAGCAAGAUAGUAGUGCCUCCAUUACCAGGAAAGGCUUGGAAACGUCAAAUGCCAUUUCGAGGCGAUGAUGGUAUUUUUGAAGAAGAUUUUAUUGAAGAUCGAAGAAAAGGUUUAGAAGCUUUUGUUAAUAAAAUAGCAGGACAUCCAUUAGCACAAAAUGAACGAUGUUUACAUAUGUUUCUACAAGAACCUGUAAUAGACAAGAAUUACGUACCUGGAAAAAUACGUAAUACAUAAGUUACAAUAAUUCUUAUUUCAAGUAUAUUUUUCUCCCCACCUUCAAUAUAUAUGUAAAGUUAUAUUUGAUUAUUUUAAAAUUUUAAAUUUACAAUUUAUUAAGAUCCCUCUAUAUCUAUGCAAUAUUUAAUCGAGCUUUCUAUACUGUGAUGUUGGACUGAAACUUGUUUCUUAAGAUCAUUGUGUUUCAAACACAAUGACAAAAUAUU
Molecule: messenger RNA, 870 nt
Organism: Apis florea (little honeybee)
Lineage: Eukaryota; Metazoa; Arthropoda; Insecta; Hymenoptera; Apidae
Gene: Snx3
Product: sorting nexin 3
Biological process (GO): endocytic recycling; late endosome to Golgi transport
Cellular component (GO): early endosome membrane; retromer complex
Molecular function (GO): phosphatidylinositol-3-phosphate binding
Source: RefSeq, a predicted model, not a curated record